AUGGAUAGCAAUACAACUACACAAAAUGCUGCAUUAGAGAAAUCUAUAAACAGCCCAAUACGCAGACCUAUCAGGCUCCUCAACCUACACGAAGAACGUAAAAGAGUAAAAUCUUUAAAAAGAGGCGAUUUUAUUUCAAAAAUUAAUGACUUGACAAGCUAUUUAGAAAAUGACCGCAGCAUGAAUGAUUCUAGAAACUAUACAAGACAUAAUACCACAAUGAUAGAGCCAUUAGCCACGAGAAAACUUUCUAUACUAGAAGAGCACAAAAGAGAGCUUAGUGUAGAUAAUAGUAAAUAUUUAUGUGAUAUAGCAGCUGCGGCAAAGCAAGCUUUACUUCCUAAUAACCCACCCCAGAACCCUCAAAAAGUAAAUAAAGCCAAAUUAAGCGAGUCUGAAGAAAAAUCAGCAAAACUGCCUGAUGAAAAACCUGAGCCAAGCAAUAAUAAAAGUUUGUAUUCCACUUUAAAAGAACUAAAAACGACUACAAACAAUAAACCGAAAAAAACAAUGAAAAUUGAUGUAUCUUCAGUAAAUAAUAAUACAAGUCUUCUAAAAUCUCCUAAAACUUCCCCAUUAAAAGUAGCAACACCUAGAAAAUCAAGCCCAACAAAGCCUUCAACACCUUAUGGAAGAAAUGGCUCACAAAAGCAGCUAAAUAUGAAAUUUUCUCAAGAGGCUAUAAAAGUUGUGCCGCAGAAUAGAAAUAGUUCUCCUAUUGAUAUUCAAGCCACAAAAGCAAAAUAUAAAAUAAGCUUACUCCCCCCUCCUUGAGUGAACAAAACCAUUAGAAAAAUCGCUAUUUUUUUGCCCAAAAACCCACCCUCCGUGAGUGAACAAAAAUUUUUUUAAUAGAAAAAUUUUGAUAUAUAAGUGAUAAUUAGCAUAAUGAAAUCUAGUGCUAAUUCUGUUUAAUUUUAAACGAAUUGCUUUUUAAAACAUAAAUUUUAUAAAUUAAAUUAAUAUUUGCUUUCCAAUUUUUGCGAAUUAGGAUUUUUUUAAAUUUCGAAAAAAAAUAUUUUUUUUAAAAAAAAAAAAUUAACCCCUCUCCGUGAGUGAACAAAAUUUUUUUGUUCACUCACGGAGGGGAGGGGAGUUAGAAGAUGCUAAAUUAGAGGAUAUUGAUACCAUUUUAACAAAUAAAAAGCCAGACUCUAGUAAAAGUAAAAAAUUGACAAAGGAUCAGGAAAGCAGCCUGAUAAGCCGGCUUCAAAGAUCUUCUUCAUCUACUUUGAGAUUUUUAAAAUAA
Molecule: messenger RNA, 1249 nt
Organism: Blepharisma stoltei
Lineage: Eukaryota; Ciliophora; Heterotrichea; Heterotrichida; Blepharismidae
Source: the annotation of a GenBank genome assembly